UAGUCGAAUCAGCUAACGUGAACUGAAUUUUAGGUAAAUGCAGUUCAUGUGUUUUACAACCGGCUCCGUUUGACUCAGGCAGUUAGCUAACUUCAUGUUUGACCGCAGAGCUUGUCUGAGUGGACACUGACGGAGGCCGUCUGGAGGUGAGGAUGUUGGGGCUCAGAUGCAUUGUGGGUAACCUGCCUGGAGGAGGUAGACUCCUGAGAAAUCUUCAACACAUCCGGUUUGUCUCGUCCUCUCUGACGCCACAGAGUCAGCAGGUCAGACUUCAUCGUGGUCCUCCUCAGCUGACUGUGAGGCGUUUACUGUCUCAGGAUCAGAACCCGUCUGUCCGCUCUGCUCGGCUGAAGCUGCGGACUCGCCUGGCAGUGACCCUGCUGUUCGGCGGCGGGCUGAUGGGGGUCUGGUACUACGUUUACUCUGAGAAGCAGCAGAAGUUGAGGCAGCAGCGCGUGAAACAGCUGCAGCAGGUCGCUCUGGGUCAGGGGAACUUCAGCCUCUUGGAUCACAAGGGGGAGCGCAGGGCCAAGAAGGACUUCCUGGGUAGCUGGGUGCUGCUGUACUUCGGCUUCACACACUGUCCCGACAUCUGUCCUGAUGAGCUGGACAAGCUGAGCGCCGUGGUCUCUGAUCUGGACCGGGACUCCUCGCUGCCUCCUGUGCAGCCGCUCUUCAUCACGGUGGAUCCAGAGCGGGACGACGUACCGGCGCUGGCCCGCUACGUCAAAGACUUCCACCCUCGUCUGAUCGGCCUGACGGGUACGCCGGAGGAGGUGAAAGAUGCGGGCCGGGACUACAGAGUGUACGCCAGCCCCGGACCAAAGGACGAGGACGGGGACUACAUCGUGGAUCACACAAUCCUAAUAUACUUGGUAACUCCUGAUGGGCUGUUUCUGGAUUAUUACAACAGAAUGAAGAACCAGGAGCAGAUCGGGGAGAGUGUCAGAAACCAUAUCAAGAACUACGUCACACUCGCAAACACCUGAACGCAGCACGGGAAUCAAAACUAAACUUUAAAGACCUGAAAUACUCAAACUCUGAGGAUUCUCUCUGAAGCUCCUUAACAAUAUCUGUCUGAAAAAUUAAGUCUCACAUGUUUAAUCAGAUCAGUCAUGCUGUUUUCUCUCUUCAUGGUAAAUCCUGAAUCUCUUCAAGAACCACUACUGAGGAUUUAGCCACUUCUAAUAAAGAUGCGGUCUCACUGUUUUGGGCUUCUGUACGAUCAGGAUUCCCCUGUAAUAAAGGUUCUUUCAACAUGCAGAAUGCACCGUGAUUAUUUCCAGGUGAUUUCAAACCAAUGAAAACAUCCUGAUGGAGAUUAUUUUCACAUUUCUGAUGACAGCUUUUAUUCUUACACACUGGAUCUUAUGAAUCAAACUCUGUUGUCCAGCAGGUGUUUCCACACUCUGCCUUAAAGUUAUAAAAUAGUUCACACAUACUGCAACAGACACUUUGCUGCGUCAGUCUCAACUUGUGAUAUUCAGACCUCAGAGAUAUUUAAUAUGAUCAUGAGUUAAAAUCUGUUGUUUCAUUCAUGAGAUUUGAUUCAAACUUUAAAUAAAUUAUGUUUGCAACA
Molecule: messenger RNA, 1579 nt
Organism: Notolabrus celidotus (New Zealand spotty)
Lineage: Eukaryota; Metazoa; Chordata; Actinopteri; Labriformes; Labridae
Gene: sco2
Product: protein SCO2 homolog, mitochondrial
Exons: 2
Coding region: 153-989 (278 amino acids)
Biological process (GO): mitochondrial respiratory chain complex IV assembly
Source: RefSeq, a predicted model, not a curated record